This is a messenger RNA of Oreochromis niloticus (Nile tilapia), 1600 nucleotides long. Its product is annotated as cytochrome P450 2K1-like. The record is from RefSeq and is a predicted model, not a curated record. The coding region runs from base 80 to 1600 and encodes 506 amino acids. Lineage: Eukaryota; Metazoa; Chordata; Actinopteri; Cichliformes; Cichlidae. Gene Ontology annotation, biological process: xenobiotic metabolic process. The transcript has 9 exons. Gene Ontology annotation, molecular function: oxidoreductase activity, acting on paired donors, with incorporation or reduction of molecular oxygen, reduced flavin or flavoprotein as one donor, and incorporation of one atom of oxygen; iron ion binding; heme binding. Gene Ontology annotation, cellular component: intracellular membrane-bounded organelle; cytoplasm.
GGCGCCCCCUCCAUUACUCGACACAAGCUUCGAAGCCUCGAUACAGAACGUCCCAUCACUAAUAUUUUCUUUUUAGGUCAUGGUGAUAAUAGAUGCUGUUUUUAUUGAGUCAGCAAACUAUGUCUUCUUAGUAAUGGUUCUGAUCAUGCUCACACUGAUCUUCAUCAUCUCCUCUUCAAGCUUCAGUUCCAAAAGAAAUGUAAAGGAGCCUCCGGGACUGAGAGCAUUUCCCCUGCUGGGGAAUCUUCUGCAGCUGGACCUGAAAAGACUUGAUAUCUCAUUAAUGGAGUUAUUUCAGAAAUAUGGAUCAGUCUUCACCAUCUAUCUGGGCCCUAAAAAAGUGGUGGUACUGGCAGGAUACAGGACAGUGAAGGAGGCACUUGUUGAUUGUGAUGAAGUGUUUGGAGAGAGACAGCCUUUGCACAUUGCGGAUGAAUUUAGCCAAGGCCAUGGGCUUUUUUGGUCUAAUGGUGAUUCAUGGAGAGAAAUGAGGCGCUUUGCAUUGACUAAUUUGAGAGACUUUGGAAUGGGCAAGAGAGCAUGUGAGGACAAGAUUAUUGAAGAAUGUCAAUACCUCAUUGAUGUUUUCAAGAAAUCUAAAGGAGAAGCUUUUGAUACAACCCAACCAAUUAACUGUGCAGUCUCUAACAUAAUCUGCUCCAUUGUCUAUGGACACAGAUUUGAAUAUAAUGAUUCACAGUUUACAACUCUGGUUUAUGGAGCAAGCAGAAAUAUCAGAAUUUUGGGCUCUGCUUCAAUACAGAUGUAUGAAAUGUUUCCAUCACUCUUCAAGUGGAUUGCCAACAGGAAGGAAUUCUUCAAAACUGCUGCUGCUAAUUCAAAGCAAAACCUUGCCAUAAUCAGACACUUAAAAGAGACUCUGAAUCCAGAGAUGUGCAGAUGCUUUGUGGAUGCCUUUCUGGUCCGCAAAAAGCACCUGGAGGAGGCUGGGAUUACCAACAGUCACUUCCAUGAUGAUAACCUUUUGAUGACAGUAAUGAACCUGUUUGCUGCCGGCACUGAGACAACAUCAACUACACUGAGAUGGGCACUUCUGCUUAUGGCUAAAUAUCCAAAGAUACAGGAUGAGGUCCAGGAGGAGCUGAGGAGGGUCAUAGGAGACCGGCAGGUGCAGGUUGCUGACAGGAAAAAUCUGCCCUUCACUGACGCCGUCAUCCAUGAGACACAGAGACUGAGCAGCAUCGUCCCCACUGCACUUCCUCACAAAACCACCCGAGACAUCACUUUUCAGGGUCACUUUAUCGAGAAGGGAACCACAGUUUUUCCUUUCUUGACAUCUGUCCUGCAUGAUCCCAGUGAGUGGGAGAGACCACACAGCUUUUAUCCUGCUCACUUCCUGGACAAAGAGAAAAAGUUUGUCAAGCGAGAUGCCUUCAUUCCCUUUUCUGCAGGUCGCAGGGUUUGCCUCGGAGAGAGCCUGGCCAGGAUGGAGCUCUUUCUCUUCUUCAGCACCCUCCUGCAGCAUUUUCGUUUCAUUCCUGCACCUGGAGUUUCAGAGGAUGAAUUGGAUCUCACGCCAAGUGUGGGCGCUACUCUCGGACCUUCACCUCACAAACUGUGUGCUGUUUCUUGUAUGUGA